This is a messenger RNA of Penicillium roqueforti, 612 nucleotides long. RefSeq lists its product as uncharacterized. The coding region runs from base 1 to 612 and encodes 203 amino acids. NCBI's taxonomy places the organism in Eukaryota, Fungi, Ascomycota, Eurotiomycetes, Eurotiales, Aspergillaceae. The record is from RefSeq and is a predicted model, not a curated record. The transcript is spliced from 2 exons.
AUGUCUGAAUCUUCAGUUGUAUCUUCGGCCUUCAGUAGGGUAGUGCGCACGCGCUCAGCUUCUCUUCUACCUCGUCUUCCUCUCCACUUGGUGGAGGUUUAUAUGUUGACCACAGCGGCUUUCUCAAGUCUUCUCAUCGUGCGGAUCCAUGCGCGUGCUAAAAAAGUCUUGGAUGAUCUCGAGAUCGAAUUCUCCAAUGUCAUUCUGAAGGGCCGCACGUCAAAGGUUGACCCUGAACCUAUGCCAGUUCCAACCCUGCUUGUCCUCAUGCCAGAUCUCCCGCAACCUGAUCUUUGGUAUCAGGCUGCCAAGCAGAUCUACCACGGUUUGGAGCCCCUCCUACCUGGAACCUCUGUUGAGAUUAUCGAAGAGAAGUUUUACGACGGACUGUAUUGUUUCCCCGUUGAACAGACCCACUCCAUUCAUUCCAAAUGGAGGUCAAUUGUCGAUACUAUUCUGGCGAAUCUGAAUAUCCAGGAGUGGACUGGUAUUGAAUGUUGGCGGUAUGGCACCAAUACCGACAGGCAUCUGAACCCUGUGACUAUAAUAGUGGAGGUUGACAAGACAUCCACCGGGUCUUUUGAUACCGCAGGCCAGAUCAUUCGGAGUUGA